Messenger RNA from Lachancea mirantina, 2775 nucleotides. NCBI's taxonomy places the organism in Eukaryota, Fungi, Ascomycota, Saccharomycetes, Saccharomycetales, Saccharomycetaceae. The record is from the annotation of a GenBank genome assembly.
AUGUGGAACAAACAGAGGUUCACAUUCAUCGUUCUCGGUGUGCUUUUCCACAUUUUCUAUCUAUGGUCGAUUUUCGAUAUAUACUUCGUUUCGCCGCUCAUCCAUGGGAUGAAGCAUCAUCGAAGUGUUAGUGGUGAGCCGCCCGCUCAAAGACUCUUCUUAAUUGUUGGUGAUGGACUACGGGCUGAUACCGCAUUUGACAAUAUCUCACACCCUACUACUGGUGAGACAGCGUUUUUAGCACCAUUUUUGAGAUCCCUUGUUCAAAACAAUGGCACGUACGGUAUAUCCCAUACCCGUAUGCCAACGGAGUCCAGACCUGGUCAUGUUGCUAUGAUUGCAGGAUUCUAUGAGGAUGUAAGUGCGGUCACCAAAGGUUGGAAAGAGAAUCCGGUUGAUUUUGACAGUGUGUUCAAUCAAUCGACUCAUACCUACUCGUUUGGCUCACCUGAUAUUCUUCCAAUGUUUAAGGAAGGUGCGUCAGACAAGAACAAAAUAGAUACCUGGAUGUAUGGCAGCGAAUACGAGGAUUUCACCCAGUCCUCAAUUGAGUUAGACGCUUUCGUGUUCGACCACCUGGACGAGCUUUUCUUGAAUGCAACGAAAGAUGCAACCUUGAAAUCGGAACUGAUGCGCCAAGGCAACGUUUUCUUUUUGCACUUAUUGGGUUGUGAUACAGCCGGUCACGCGUAUCGCCCAUACUCUGCAGAGUACUACGACAACGUGAAAUACAUCGACGGCAAGAUUUCUACCCUAGUUGACCAAGUUAGGGACUUUUUUGGUGAUGACGAAACCGCUUUUGUCUUCACUGCGGAUCACGGGAUGCAUGCAUCUGGUUUACACGGGGACGGUCAUCCUGACAACACAAGAACACCAUUGAUUGCUUGGGGCGCUGGCGUCAAUAAGCCUUUAAAAAAUAGGACUCCGAUUUUUGACAGCUACACGAAGGGGUGGGAUCUUGCCGAUAUACGUCGAAAUGACGUCAAGCAAGCUGACAUUGCAUCCUUGAUGUCGUACCUUGUUGGUAUCAACUAUCCGGCGAAUUCAGUUGGCGAAUUGCCAUUAGCCUUUAUAGACGGCUCAGAAACUGACAAGCUCAAGGCACUCUACAACAACGCUCUUUCUUUACUUGAACAAUACCUGGUUAAAGAAAUGGAGAUGAAGGAAUCCCAAUUUCAUUAUAAACAGUAUCAUAAAUUUGAGAAAAUGCCACAUAGCAAAUAUUUGACUCAAAUUGAAGAGCUUAUUACAAAAAUUGACAUGGGCGAAACUUACCUCGAAAGAGAGGCCAUCACUUUAACUGAAGAGCUCAUGAAAACCAUUCUCGAGGGAUUAAAUUAUUUGACUACCUACAAUUGGCGCUUUAUCAGAGCCAUUGUUAGUCUCGGGUUUGUGGGUUGGACUUUGUAUUCCUUUAUUCUUUUCUUGAGACUUUUCAUUUUGACGACUGACUACGAAACGAAGGCAUCACCGCUCAAUGUUUCAGCAUUCACGAUUAUUUCAAUGGUACUAAACUACAUUCUUUACUACCAACGGUCUCCUUUCAACUUUUACAUGUACCUUCUCUUCCCGCUGAUUUUUUGGUGUCAAAUUUUUGCCAGUGGGAGAGUUUUAGUUGACGGGCUAAAAGAGGUAUUUAAAGGCCUUGGAUUUGCAAAACAAGCUGGAUUUUUCUUCCUACUGGUUGCGGUAUAUGAAGGAAUUGUGUAUGGAUUUUUCCACCGCUGGAUAUUUACUGUGAUGUUUAACGCGUUGGCAUUUUACCCAUAUCUUUGUGGCGUCAAAAGCUUUCGGAGGAAUGCCAUUUGGUUCAUGACGAGUGCCGCGAUUUCCGCUUUUACUCUAUUUGAUGCUGUCAAAAUUGAAAAUUUGACUCAAAUCAACAUAUCGAGUUUCCUCAUUAUUGCUGGCGGUGCAUACGCCUUGAAGCAUGUUCGCAAUAGGGUCAACACUUUUACUUUGAGAGUGCUUAUCUGCCAGAUCAUUUUAGUCAUUCUUAUGGUGCUUACAACAAACAAAUCCGUCAUCUCUUUACAGCAAAGAGCUGGCCUGCCGAAAGACGCACAAAUUGCUGGAUGGGUUCUAAUCGUACUCUCCCUCAUCGUUGCACCCACAUGCCACUACCAUAAACCUAACGAUGAUUACCUCGUGAGAAUGCUAAGCAUAUUUUUGACGCUUGCGCCAACUUUCGUUAUUCUGACGAUCUCCUUCGAAUCCUUUUUCUACUUCCUCUUCUCGAUUUACAUUCUGCAAUGGAUUGAGAUCGAGUCGAGCUUGAAACUAUUAGCGGAUAAAAGUGGCUCUCAGAGAAACUGGCUACAGGUGCUACGCAUUUCGCUGAUUGGAAUAUUUCUCUUACAGAUUGCUUUCUUUGGAACGGGAAAUGUGGCUUCUAUCUCCUCUUUCUCGCUGGAGUCAGUUUUUAGGCUGCUGCCAAUUUUCAGUCCCUUUGCCAUGGGCUUCUUACUGACAAUAAAGCUUAUCGUCCCGUACAUCACACUUUCCACCGGGCUUGGCAUUAUUACUCGCAAGUUGAAUAUUAAGGACUAUACCAUUUCCUCGUUGAUCAUCUCUACCAGCGACAUAUUGUCGCUCAACUUCUUCUAUUUGUUGAGAACCGACGGAAGCUGGCUUGACAUUGGGAUUACCAUCACCAAUUACUGUCUCGCGAUACUGUCAUCGCUGUUUAUGCUCAUUUUAGAGCUUAUCAGCCACAUACUCCUCAGAGGCGUGGCAGUGAAUCCGGUCGUCAGCACCGAGAAAAAAGGUAAAUAA